This is a messenger RNA of Ilex paraguariensis (yerba mate), 538 nucleotides long. NCBI's taxonomy places the organism in Eukaryota, Viridiplantae, Streptophyta, Magnoliopsida, Aquifoliales, Aquifoliaceae. The record is from the annotation of a GenBank genome assembly.
GCAAACCCAACACCCAUUCACACUUGAAAAAAGUUCAUCCUCUUCCUGGGCAGAAUGGCUUUGGCUUACAGUGUUUCUCAACCUUCUCUCUCCAAUCCAUUUGAUGUUCAGAAGAUUAAGUUGACCUCAAAAUUCGAUCAGAGAGAACCACAAAGAUUGCAAAUCAUCAACGCUGAGAAGAGGUGCUUGAGAUGCAACAAUCUAUACCAAGACAAAGACAACUCCCCAACUGCCUGUGCUUUCCAUGGCCACACCACUGGUAUGGAUUUUCCCUUCUCUCUCAUCCACUUAUUUGCUAGAUUACCUAUCUGUCCUAAUUGACCUUAAAAAAUGACUUUUCGCACUCAAUCAACUUCCAACUAAAAUAUGAAAUUUAUAGAUCAAGAUGCUGAGUUUGGUUGUUAAAUUGAUAAUUCUUAGCAAUUUUACUCAAUUUAAUUGGAUUGAUCCCCAGAUGCUUGUGCUUUCCAUGGCCACACCACUGAUAUGGAUUUCCCUUCUCUCUCAUCGACUCUUUUGCUAGAUUACCUUUCCUUUA